Chondrus crispus (carragheen) is the source of this 165-nucleotide messenger RNA. RefSeq lists its product as hypothetical. The transcript has a single exon. Bases 1 to 165 code for a protein of 54 amino acids. The record is from RefSeq and is a predicted model, not a curated record. Lineage: Eukaryota; Rhodophyta; Florideophyceae; Gigartinales; Gigartinaceae.
AUGGGCCACGAAGAAAGCCGGUCGAUGGGUCAGCUUCGUUACAUAUUCCCUUUUGCCCCUUGUGGUAUAGCAAAAAUAGGCACAAAAGAAAUGCGUUGCGACACCUUCACACUCGGCAUCAUCUGCGAUGUCGGAGGCCCACUCCUAUACGUGAGUGCUUUCUGA